Messenger RNA from Anolis carolinensis (green anole), 681 nucleotides. RefSeq names its product dynein axonemal heavy chain 8-like. The transcript is spliced from 3 exons. Bases 115 to 681 code for a protein of 188 amino acids. The record is from RefSeq and is a predicted model, not a curated record. NCBI's taxonomy places the organism in Eukaryota, Metazoa, Chordata, Lepidosauria, Squamata, Anolidae.
ACACUGAAUUAUUUUCAAAGUGACAAUUUGCUGUGAGAUAUGUAACAACCACUGUUCUAAACCAAUCUAAGCUAUUGUUAACUAAGAUCUCUCUUGUAAAAUGUAGGAAUUAAAAUGGAAGAGGCACCAGACAGUAAUCCAGAAAUUGCGGAAGAGAUUGCAGCUCCUGAGCCUGUUGCCCCUGAAGAUGAAGAUGUACAACCAUCUUCUGCAAAGGAUGCUCAACCUGAGCCAGAAGACCUUGUUCCGCCAGAGAGUAUGGAGCCUAGCCUUGGUCCACAAGAGGAAGAGACAGCCCCAGCUACUAGGGAGGGUUCAGGAGGUUCUGAUCGUUCUCGGUUUCGAGGCACUACUCGACUAGGUGCAGAACCCUCAAGCCGAAGGAUGUCCAAAUUCCGCCGGAGCACCAGCGGACUCCAAUCGCUACAGGAGACUCUGAAGGAGAAGCAGGCACGAUUCAAAGAAGCAAGAGAAGGCCGAAGGAUGAAAAUUAAUUCUGCAUACAAAUAUAUAUUUGAGAUUCUGUCAGAAAAACUUGGAUUAGAUAUUGUAACCAUAGAAGAAUUAAUUUUAGAUGGCCCAACAUUAGAACCAUUUGACAGCUUUUUUGCCAAAGAUGGAGCCAGAACCCUGAAAUUAAUUUAUCAGGAGGGUGAUGCUCCUGGUGUAGGUAAAUGUUAA